AUGGUGCGGGCGCACGAUGGUUCCAAGGCUUCGCCGCAGAGGAUUCAUGCCAGUUGGACCUCCAUGGCGUGCGGCUCAGAGAGGCUGUUCGUCAGCAUUAUUAUUAUAUCAAUCCAUCAGGGUAUUGUGGCCACGGGUCUUGCCUGGUCCCUUAAGAUUUGGUGCAUAAAUAAGGGAGGCCCGCUGUUCAUCGCUGUCUUCCAACCACUGCAGACUGUCAUGGUAGCCAUCUUGGCAGCAAUUUUCCUUGGUGAUCAACUCUAUACUGGAGGUGUUAUAGGCGCGGCGAUCAUAGUGAUUGGCUUGUAUUCUGUGCUGUGGACUAAAAGCAUGGAGAAGAAAGGCGCUUGUGACCUGGAAACUGAAACAAGCCCAACUAGCCAUAUUUGUGUACAGAAAUCUUCAAGCAGCAUCGCUCAGAUCCAGCCCACCUAUGAGGCCCAUAUGUCAUUUAGGCUCAAUACGUCGUCAUCUAUCUGUGCUGGAUAG
Miscanthus lutarioriparius is the source of this 489-nucleotide messenger RNA. NCBI's taxonomy places the organism in Eukaryota, Viridiplantae, Streptophyta, Magnoliopsida, Poales, Poaceae. The record is from the annotation of a GenBank genome assembly.